ACGCCCAGCUCAAUUGCUAUCUCCACUCGCCAUGUUUUCCGCAUGCAGGCGUGUAAUUGCACAGGUGUCCAGGCCGGCUAGCCGCGGAUUAUCUACGAUCUCAGGCCCGGAAGCCUUGAUAGCCUCGUCGAGUGUAAAUCAUGCUGCCCUCAAUGUUUCACUCGAUGUUUCACUACAUGAGCCUGUACCAUCUCACAAGCUCUCUCCGUUCACGCCGCCUGUCUACUUAAGCAUAUCUUCGCUCUUGCCGCCGCUGGGCGACGCUUUCUCAGCCGAAAACGUAGUCGAACUCGACCCUCACGUCUUCUCACACCCCAUUCGACGAGACAUUCUUCACCUCUGCGUUACCCAUUACCUCGAUUCCAUUCGCCAGGGCACCGCGUCAACGAAGACGCGGGGUGACGUGCGAGGGUCUGGGAGGAAGAUCCGGCCACAGAAGGGUACCGGUAGAGCACGCCUGGGCGACGGACAGAGCCCAAUGUUACGUGGAGGAGGCGUAGCCCAUGGUCCUAAGCCCCGGGAUUUCAGCACGAAGCUCAACAGGAAGGUGAUACAGAUGGGUAUGCGCGUUGCGUUGAGCGCGAGGGUGAAGGAAAAUGCUCUUGGGGUGGUAGAGAACCUGAACUGGACUGGAGGGAAGACGAAACAGUUGGACAACAGGCUUCAAGAGCUCGGAUGGCGGAAGACGCUCUUCGUCUCAGGUCUCGAGCACGUACCCCAGGGACUGCAGAAGGCGAGCAGCAACCUGAAAUACGUGCAGACCUCCACUGCUAAGGACCUCAAGGUGUAUGAUCUGGUGAAAUGGCCACGGAUUGUCCUCGAUUUUGCAGCUGUCGAUUGGUUUGAGCGGACUCUGGGGAGACCAGCCGUCGACCCUCGAGCGUAUUCUUUGUGAGAACGGUCCCCGUGUUUAGUACGGCAAUGCAUUCACCUCAUAUAUGAGAAUAUUGGAAAGUGAUCAGAUCGCCAUCUCACUGUAGCUAACGUCGAACGAUUAGUAUGGUACACGCCCUUCACUCAUUCUCCGGCGCUUCGCAGUCAC
Molecule: messenger RNA, 1042 nt
Organism: Laetiporus sulphureus 93-53
Lineage: Eukaryota; Fungi; Basidiomycota; Agaricomycetes; Polyporales; Laetiporaceae
Product: ribosomal protein L4
Exons: 3
Coding region: 32-895 (287 amino acids)
Biological process (GO): translation
Cellular component (GO): ribosome
Molecular function (GO): structural constituent of ribosome
Source: RefSeq, a predicted model, not a curated record